AUGCUCGUCAAGUCAAUAUGUCGUAUCUUGCCUAGAGGUUUGAAAUUGUCGCGAGGUAUACAUACUGUAUCCGAUUCUGCCUUAUCCCCAGCUCUUUUAACCAGAGCCCGCCUACUUGCAGCUGAACAUACAAAGCUUUCAGAACGUCUGGGAGAGUCCUUUGACGCAAAAACUGCCAAGCGAGCUGGGGAAUUGGCACCGAUAGCAAAUAUCUUGAAAGAAUGGGUCAAUGUCAAUGAUUCUAUUGUCGAGCUCAAAUCCUUAUUAACGGAUCCAAGUACCGAUGCCGAACUACGGUCUUUGGCAACGGAAGACCUUGAAAGUAGUCGCGAUGCCUUGCCAACAAUAUCAGAUCGAUUGAAGAAGGCUCUCAUUCCACGACAUCCAUUUGCAGACCUUCCUUGUUUGCUCGAAAUCCGACCCGGUGCAGGUGGAGAUGAAGCAGGCUUGUUCGCCUUUGAGAUGUUACGGAUGUAUGUUGCCUUUUGCUCCCGAAGGGGCCUUCGCCCAACAGUUUUGAAGCAGGACACAGAGGUCGGACCGUCCGAUGACCGUCUUAGUGAAGCGGUCAUUGAAAUUGAAGCCAAUGGUGCAUAUGAUAUAUUACGGACUGAAUCGGGAGUACAUAGGGUGCAGAGAGUACCUGCAACCGAGACCAAGGGUCGCACCCAUACCAGCGCCGUCAGCGUAAUGGUCUUGCCGAGUUUCCCAGAGGACGGCAGUGAGGUGGAUAACGCCCUGAAUUUUGAAGAUCCAAACAGCGAUUACUACAUUGACCCGCAAGAGGUGCGGGUUGAAAAGAUGAGGGCUGGAGGUGCUGGUGGACAACACGUCAACAAAACCGAAUCCGCCAUUCGAUUGACUCAUAUCCCCACGCAUACCGUCGUCUCCAUGCAAGAUGAACGGUCCCAGCAGGCCAAUCGGAGAAAGGCGUGGCAGAUGCUACGGGCAAAGUUGGCCGAAGCCCGGCAAGAAGCCCGUGAACAAGAACUUAUGCAGCUCAGACGAGGUAUACUGGGUGGUGUGGCUAAAAUGGGUCGAGGUGAUAAAAUUCGAACCUACAAUUUUGGUCAAAGUCGCUGCACCGACCAUCGCACAGGCAUCACAAUCCACAAUCUGGAUAGUAUUCUUGAUGGUGGUGAUGGUUUGGAGACUGUGAUGGAAAGUGUGCGGACCUGGAUGGCUGAUAGUGAAGUUGAGGCUAUGGUGGCCGAGGAUAUGGCAAAAGCAAAGAGUAAAUAG
Messenger RNA from Penicillium griseofulvum, 1242 nucleotides. Its product is annotated as putative mitochondrial translation release factor (RF-1). Gene Ontology annotation, molecular function: translation release factor activity. Gene Ontology annotation, biological process: translational termination. The record is from RefSeq and is a predicted model, not a curated record. The transcript is spliced from 3 exons. Lineage: Eukaryota; Fungi; Ascomycota; Eurotiomycetes; Eurotiales; Aspergillaceae. The coding region runs from base 1 to 1242 and encodes 413 amino acids.